AUGGGUUUAGUAGAGUAUUACAACAAGGGUCUUGAAAAAGGUUUUGAGACGCCCCUGAUAAAGAGGGUCAUAUCGGUGUUUCCUCAGCUCUCUCCAUCUCCGGUGAGAGAUAUUUCCACCACAUCUCCAUCCAGAAAGGGAAUAAUAUUCCCUUCUCCAAGUCACAGGAAGAUAUCACCGGCAAGAACGCCGAGAGGGAGGGCAGGGCUACCGUCGCCUACUAAACGAAGUUUUGAAGACGUGAAUAAUUCUGCUGUUAAGCGAGCGCACAGAGUGAAGAUAAGUUCGAUUUUGAACGACGAGGACUCAUUCUAUGACGAUGGCCAAGAAGAGUUGAACGAACAGGAUUUAAGGAUUGCUGAGUCUAUCAUCCAGCUGUCUCAUGAGGAAAAUGGAGGUAUUCGUCUUUUGUUUGGCCAGGAUAUUCCAUUUGAGAUUGAUCCCAGUGACGAAGAACUACGCAGAGUACGAAGAAAACCCAUCAUCCUAGAUGUUGACAGUGGAGACGAAGACGAUGCCAAUGACAGUGAGAUCGAUAAAGAUGUCUCUGAAAUUGACAGUGAAAUCGACGGAGAGGAAGACAGUGACGAGAUGCUUUCAGAUGAAGCUGUUUCGAAAUACGAGGUACAAACUACUCCAUCUAAAAGGGGACGUGGUCGUCCACGUAAACUUCGACCAGUUCCGCCGUCAGAGGAUGAAUCGCCCAGAAAGAAGCGGGCAAAAUAUGAGAUUCUUUCUAUUUUCAGGCAAGAUGAUGCUGAUCUCCUAGCGAACAAUCCGGUGAAAAGCGAAACCACUACAAUCAAAAAGCUAGAGAAAACCAACGCAUCUGAUACUUUUUGGGAUGACUUGGAACCCAUGGAUAUUCCUUAUAUCAGUGGGAUUCCUGAAGACGAACUUGUCACACUUGACAGAAGCAAGAGGCAAAAGUUCGACCCUUUACCUAUUCCUCCGGUAGGUGCUGAUGGUGAGCUACCAGCUUCGUAUGUGAAAAAAUACUUACCCAAUAUUAAAUGGGAAAACUCGAAGGAAGGAGAGGCAUUGGACGACCGGUCGUACUUCUCCGAAGGAACAGAAGGAUACUUUGACCAAAUGAGCCACAGAGAACGACAUGCAGUGUAUCUGUUGUCAAGUUUGGGAAUCGAUCUCAGUAACCUGGAGUUUUUGGAUCGGGUGGAGUUAUUGAAAUACUUCAAGCCUAAACAAAAGUUGGCACUACUGAACCUUCUCAAGAAGUCAUAUCAUCAAUGGUGCUUUGAACUCUCUCAAGAUUUCAAUAUUUGUUUCUAUGGAACCGGGUCUAAAAUUGAAUUGAUUACCGAUUUCGCAACCAACUAUCUCACUUCUUGGUUAGCCAAGUACCACCAGUUGAAGAAUGAAGAAAUACCAAAUGUAUUGGUGAUGAACGGAUAUAAUCCAUCUUGCAAGGUAAAAGACAUCAUGGAGAGCUUGGUGCUGGUACUUGUGCCUGAAGAAUACCGAGUUAGAAGACAUUAUUCCAAGAUUUUAUCGGAUUCGUUUCCUCUCUUGCUUAAGCAGUUAGAGCGGCAGAGGAAAAAUACCAAAAGCCCGAAACCAAGACUCAUUUUGGUGAUUCAUUGCAUUGACUCAGAGUCUUUAAGGGAUGAUAAAACCCAAGUGCAACUUUGUCAGUUGGCAAAUCUACCUGAAGUAAAGCUUAUAUGUUCUGCCGAAAACAUCGCUGCACCAUUAUUAUGGGACCUGUUCAAGGCUGAGAACUACAACUUUGUAUACCAUGAUAUCACCACAUACCAGCCUUAUAUUGUGGAAACAUCCUUCAAAGAUGCCAUUGACAUUGGCAAAACAAAAAGAACUUCCAGCAGUAGAGGUGCCAUGUUUGUAUUGAGGGCAUUGAAUGAGAAUUCCAAGACGAUUUACAAGAUUCUUCUUGAACUGCAAAUCGAGAGAAUUAAACAAUUGAAUCCCAAAAGUGGUGUACGUUCUACCAGAGGGACUCUUCGAACCGCCAUCGACUUCAAAGCUCUCCACAAAAAUUGUAUGGAGCAUUUCGUCACCUCUAAUGAGAUCAGUUUUCGAGCCAUGCUAACCGAAUUUUUGGAACACAAUAUGUGCAAAUUGACGAAGGAUGACGCAGGUACAGAGAAGGUAUUCAUUGCCUACACAUUCGAGGAGAUGAACAAGCUUUUGAAAGAAUCGUUGAAAUAGAUUAUUUACGCUACUAAAUGCAGCAAAAUAAGGUUUGUAGUUUUAUAUUAGUAUUAAAUGGCCAUUGAGAUCAGA
Yamadazyma tenuis ATCC 10573 is the source of this 2262-nucleotide messenger RNA. NCBI's taxonomy places the organism in Eukaryota, Fungi, Ascomycota, Pichiomycetes, Serinales, Debaryomycetaceae. The record is from RefSeq and is a predicted model, not a curated record.